This is a messenger RNA of Effrenium voratum, 974 nucleotides long. The record is from the annotation of a GenBank genome assembly. NCBI's taxonomy places the organism in Eukaryota, Dinophyceae, Suessiales, Symbiodiniaceae.
AUUACCAAGCCUUUUGCGCGCGCACGAUGCCAUGUGCUGCAUGCGGCGAGGAGCCCAGCGGAACUGAGUGGAGAUGGGAUCCUUUGAGGUGGGAGCUGGAUCCACCGUGUGCAGAGGCGGAGUGGAAGUAUCUGGGGGAUGCUGCUGGAGCGCCCGAAAUCAUGAGCAGCCAGCAGUGUAGCUACAACAACAAGGUCUGCCGUGGAUGCUACAACUCACGGCUGACCAUCAUGGGCAAAGUCCAGACAAGGAUAAGAGCCAAGGGAGGGUUGGAGGAGCUGCAGCCGUCAUUGAAGGUUCGCAAGGACUAUGAAGCAGCUCACGAGACGGUGUUGACGCGAAACCGCGCCGCCAAGAUCGAUGGACUGCAGAAGGCUGCCCAUUUGAAUGGACAAGUUGGCAGGUUACUGUCCAAGGAUGCUGAGACCGGACGCUGGACAGUGGAGUUUGUGGAUGGCGACAAAAAAUCGAUCUCCGAAGCAAACUUAUCUGCAUCGAAGGAUAUUGACAUGGAGUGGGAGAUUGCCCGCGCAAAGUUUGCAUCUAGCAAUCCAGCAGCAGCACAAGCUGAUGGGAAGCCAGUUGCAAGACCUUUGGGGUCGAGCACAACCUGGCCAAAAGUGAAGGGCAUUCAUCCAGGUGCUGUCGUUCGAUUGCAGAACCUUGGCAAGAUGAAGGAGCUGAAUGGGCGCAAGGGGAGGUGCAUCAACUUCGACAACGAGGCUGGCAGGUGGAAAGUUGACCUGGGUGAUGAGUACAAAUCGUUGAAGAUCGAGAACUUGGUCCCGGCCCCAAACGAGAAGCCACCGACCAGGCAGAGUGCGCAAGAAGAGAAGGCAGCCGCAUCAAGUGAGAUGGCAAGGCAAGAAGUGCUCAGUGCUCGAGAAAGACAUGCGGAAGAGUACGGCUGGGAAGGUUAGUCCAAGGAUGGCACCGGCAGGCAGGCAAAGAACUGCGACGAUUCUGCGUGCUCC